Notolabrus celidotus (New Zealand spotty) is the source of this 2385-nucleotide messenger RNA. It is a transcript of the gene scn3b, whose product is annotated as sodium channel, voltage-gated, type III, beta. The transcript is spliced from 6 exons. NCBI's taxonomy places the organism in Eukaryota, Metazoa, Chordata, Actinopteri, Labriformes, Labridae. The record is from RefSeq and is a predicted model, not a curated record. Gene Ontology annotation, biological process: ventricular cardiac muscle cell action potential; regulation of heart rate by cardiac conduction; sodium ion transport. Gene Ontology annotation, molecular function: sodium channel regulator activity. The coding region runs from base 724 to 1392 and encodes 222 amino acids. Gene Ontology annotation, cellular component: voltage-gated sodium channel complex.
AGUGUGGGAGGGAGUGUUUCACGCAUGCGCAUCAAAGCCUCUGCUCCUCGCCAGCGGAAACUGAGUUCUGGAAAACAAAGGCAGUGAUCCACGGCUGGAAUAUCUCAUCUUUCAUCCUUAAUGGAGGAAAUAGACUUAUGACAAUCAAUACUUCUGUGCUUUGAGAAGUGAAACAACAGGACUCUCCUCGUUGUUUAUGCUGUUUGUAUGUGAAUGAGGCUCCACGACUCGCCGACUGUAAGUCUCCACAUCUGCUUGAGAAUCCACAGGUUCCUUCUCAUCGCUUGAUUCUUGUCCAUUCUUGUUUUUUUGUCUGGAUUGUUCUGGAUCAAAGGACUGAUGUUGUGAAGGACUGUCUUUUUUUUCUAUCGAGUUGCUGUCACGGACUCGUUUGCUUUACUGACUGGAGGAAGCAAUGAAGUUAGUUCUUUGUAAAUCGACGAUAAACUGUGAGUCAUAGGGUUCCAGUUACUUCCAUGCUGGUGACGAUUUUAUUGCCUCGUUUCUGCUACUUUUUUCUUCCUUCAGUGGUCUAAAAUCCUGCCUCUGUGUGGAUUUCAAGUCGUGAGGAGUUCUAAGCUGAACCUGCGCGUGCGUCUUUGGAAAAGAGGCUCUGUCCGUGGUCCUGAAGUCAAAUUAUUAACUUCUGCCAACUUAGAGGUUUCUCCAAACAGCAACGUUUAGAGGGACACUUGACACCAGAAGCUCCAGAAAGAGCUUAAUAUGGUAACUCAAACCAGAGUUAAUCUGCAAACUUUGGUAUUUUUGUUUUUUCUUGUCCACCCAAGCCAGCCAGUAUGUGUGGAUGUCCCGUCAGGCACAGAAGCAGUCCUGGGGAAGUCCAUGAAGCUGAGCUGCAUCGCCUGUAUGAAACGAGAGGAGAUCAAAGCAAAGACACGCGUGGAUUGGUACUACAUGCCAAACCAAGAGAACUACAUGCCCUUCGAGAAAACUCAUAUAUACAAGUAUGAGGAUGAUACUCCAAAAGCACUGGAUGGACCAUUUAAGGGUCGCCUGUUCUGGAAUGGGAGCCAGGACCUGCAAGAUGUCUCCAUUAUGAUAAUCAAUGUCACCUACAAUGACAGCGGUGUUUAUGAGUGCCAUGUGUUUCGAGAGUAUGAGUUUGAAUCCUUCACUCCCUCUGUCUUCCUCAUCAAGGACAUCAAGCUAAAGGUGAAACAACAAGCAAGUCGAGACACCACAGCGCUCUACUCUGAGAUCAUGAUGUAUGUGCUGCUGGUGUUCUUGACCUUAUGGCUGGUGGUGGAAAUGGUCUACUGCUACCGGAAGAUCUCCAAGUCUGAUGAGCAGGUGCAAGACACAGCGAAACAUCAGACAGGGCAAUUUAGGAGGAAUCAAGAGGCAGAGAGAGCAGCACAGAAGCAGGGAUAGAGUUGGACAGGUAUUAAUCAAUCAAGUUGGAUCUUCUCUUGCCUCACUGAAGGAAUCAUUUCUCCUAGUCUGACAUGGGAAUCCUGCCGACCAACCUCCCCUGUGUAUCGACCGAGUCUUGUGAAGAGCCAGUCAAAAGUGUCAAAGCGCUCAAUUUUUUCUCCUUCUUUUCCUCUCAUUAUUUUUGUUCUACCUUUGUGCCAGGCAUCCGCAAUCAAGUGCUUUCACAACUACAGCAGGUUAAUUGACAAAAUGUCACUGUUUGCACUUAUUAUCAGAUAAAUACCAGCUUUGCUUCAUAUGGACCUGCCAGUGUUUAGAAUUGCUGAAAAAAAAGUAGUUAUUGGUGCCUCUGUGAUUAUUUUUUUUUUUACAUAUAAACAAACAAAAUUUUAGAAAGACACUAUCCUACUGCUGUUACAUACAGCUUCUAUACUGACUCUGUAGUAUUGCUUAGUUUAUUUUGUUGAAUUAAAAUUUUAUAGGCCACGCUGACAAUUUGUGUCACAAUUUUAUUUGUAUCUGGCAAUAUCUUUUUGAUGCAUUUUUAUGGAAGACAAUUUUAGAGCUUUUAUACCUUGUGCAGUUCUCUGUUUUUCUGUGUGCAGCACGUGAACCACUAUGUAAAUGAAAAAUUAGAUGGAACUCUACCAAGUCAUUUCACUCCAGUUGCUGUUGACUCUGCUUGAGAUCGUUCCUAUAAUCUCCUACUUCUUUAAGUGUUCAAUCUGUGUUCAGCUCUGUCAACAGAGUACUGGUCAAGUCUCUCAAUUCAUAUUGUUACUCUCAAUUUUAUUCCCAAGUUGUGACUGUUGCUGGUGUUUUACAGUAGCAUUGCUAUUAAAACUAAAUGUGUGCCUAACUCUACAAUACACUACUGUAGAAAUGUUUAUAUUUAGUGAUUCAAUCAUACCAUGCUGUUCUUUGCCCCUUUAGAUAUUGCUCCUGUGUGAGUGUGCUGCUUUUGAACUAUUAAACACAAUGCAUUUCACA